Molecule: messenger RNA, 2341 nt
Organism: Cuscuta epithymum
Lineage: Eukaryota; Viridiplantae; Streptophyta; Magnoliopsida; Solanales; Convolvulaceae
Source: the annotation of a GenBank genome assembly
GCUAGAGCUUCGGAUCGGGCUUAUAAAUACACGAGCUGCCUACUAAACAUCUCCACACCUCAAGCAACGCCUAUGCUUAGUCAUACUCUCGUAUAGUCAUAUAUAUAUACAUAUAUACUCAUCAUACUACGCUGCGGCAAAUUUAUUUACCCAAAAACAAGAGCUUACACGCUUCUAAAAACCUUCCCCAUCGUGAGGGGAAUCCAACGGAGAAAGAAUCGUUGAAAACGGUCGUGAAACGAGGUAGAAAAGCUUCACCGGAGUUCUGCGGGAGCUAUUGCCGAACUGGGUCUUCGCAUCAGAGGAAGAGAGUUGCCGCCGCCACUGAUUGACCGUCUCCAUCUUCGAACGACUCCCCUACCGUUGCCCUUCCAACCGUCCGUCGUCUCCAAGGUGAUUAUUUAGAGACCCGAGUAGAGGAGGAGAAUUAGGAGCGUCAGGACCUACUGUAAGUUUCUCUGCCGAUCCAAAAUGAUUUCCUCGUAUUAUAUGCUUAUUAUGCAUUUUGUGAUUAUUUAGAGACCCGAGUAGAGGAGGAGAAUUAGGAGCGUCAGGACCUACUGUAAGUUUCUCUGCCGAUCCAAAAUGAUUUCCUCGUAUUAUAUGCUUAUUAUGCAUUUUGUGAUAAAGAGUGAAUUUUGAAUUAUGUGUAUGUGAUUUUGAGGAGAUAUUAGAUUUAUGGUAUGUUUGAAGUGCAAACGAAGUUCUUUUGGGUAUUAAAUAUUUUUAGAUACUUUUGAGACUAUUUAGAGAGAUUGAGAAAUAUUUUUGAAGUAUACUUAAUUCAAGAUAAAAUUAAGGAUUUCAUAAGAGGUGAGCACCCGGGAGAAAUCCGUGGUGUCGGUUUUCCACAUCCGGAUAAAUGUGGAGGGUGAUUAAGGCUGCUACUACUAAGAAGUACAGUUUGAGUUUGAAGUGACGUUUGGAUCUAUGAUCCCUUUUAAGAAGAAGUUAUAGUAGUAGUAGUCCCUAAUCAUUCAAGAAUUUUAAAGGUGGGGUAGUUGGUAGACUGAGUCCCGAUUACUCGUGACGACUUACUACUCGGAGGGCUUGGAAUCCCUUUUAGGGGGUGUGCACACUUAAGGUAGUCGUUUCGUUUCCAUUAGCAGUCGUGGUACCGGCAAAAGUCCCGGGGUGGCCGUACAUAACAACGUAACCACCGGGCUCAACCAGAGUGUUGAGCACCGCCCUUCUAAAUUACUAGGAAGAUAUAGAAGAAGUGAAUUUUGAGGAAUUAUAAGAGAAGAGUUACUAUAGUAUUUUCAAAGAAAAGUUGAGGACUUUAUUAAAGAAGUGAUCUUGAGAAAUAUCAAAGAGAAAAGAAUUUUGGUGGAGUGUGUCAUUUUUAUAUAGUAUUAUAUGAAAAACUAUUUUUCGCCAAACCUGAUUAUUUUACGGGGUUGGGUAGUACUUACUUAGCUCUAAAGCUAAUUUUUGUUUCCUUUUCCCUGUUUUGUUUUCUGCACUUUAUUUGUGCAGGUGAUGAUGCUUAUGUGGACUGAUGAUUGUAUGACCACGAGAGCGGUUUAGAAAUGCCUUAGUCAAACCUAGUCAAGAAUUAUAAUUCAAUUAUGUUGAACACUUGUUUUACUCUAUUUUGUUUUGGAAUAGCCUGUGCAUUCGGUUAAGAGAUGACCGGAUGUGGCGGUAACACCCAUUUCCCAAUUAAUGUUAUUUUCGCUGCAAAACUUUUUAUCUGUUUUGAAAGAAUAAAUCAAGUUUAUUAUCAAUAAAUCUAUUAUUUCAAGUAUUAUUUUGGGAGGGAAAAUGGGGGUGUUACAGCUAGGCGGGAGACUUGUCUCCUGGUUUAGCAAGAAGCAAAAUUCCAUCUCAACUAGCACUGCUGAAGCUGAAUACAUUGCUGCUGGAAGCUGCUGUGCUCAAUUACUCUGGAUGAAGCAACAACUCAAGGAUUAUGGUGUUCAAACAAAGGAGAUCAAGCUGCUCUGUGACAAUACCAGUGCUAUUGCCAUCACUCAGAAUCCAGUGCUACAUUCCAGGACAAAACACAUUGAGAUCAGACAUCACUUCAUCAGAGAUCAUGUGGAGAAGAAGCAUAUAUCAAUUGAGCAUGUUCCAACUGAAGACCAGCUUGCAGAUAUCCUAACCAAACCUCUCUCUGAGGCAAGGUUCAACAAGCUAAGAGAAGAGCUGGGAAUGAUGGAUGAUCUUCCCAGAGAUGCGUGAAUCAGAGUUGCUGAAGGAUCAGAGUUGGUAUCCAUCAGAGGACCUCGUAUCAGAAUACCCCAUCCUCUGAUACAUGGGUGACUAUUCAUCAGAGUGGCUGUGGACUUAGAAAAUUUUCUGAAAUUUGGGCGAACUCAUUUAAAUGGAUCGGAAG